Messenger RNA from Zygotorulaspora mrakii, 1314 nucleotides. Its product is annotated as tRNA threonylcarbamoyladenosine dehydratase. The coding region runs from base 1 to 1314 and encodes 437 amino acids. The transcript has a single exon. Gene Ontology annotation, molecular function: tRNA threonylcarbamoyladenosine dehydratase activity; ubiquitin-like modifier activating enzyme activity. Lineage: Eukaryota; Fungi; Ascomycota; Saccharomycetes; Saccharomycetales; Saccharomycetaceae. Gene Ontology annotation, biological process: cyclic threonylcarbamoyladenosine biosynthetic process. The record is from RefSeq and is a predicted model, not a curated record. Gene Ontology annotation, cellular component: mitochondrial outer membrane.
AUGUCUAAAGAUGCCUGGAAAAUUAUUGCUGUUACAGCCUUAUGUUCAGUAGCCAUCACGAAAUGUAUAGAUAUAGCUUGGAAGUUGAGGUCUUCAAAACCCCCGAAGGUCAAUACAGGAAUAGAUAAGGCUUCAAAGGACAAAGAAUAUGAUGAUGAAUUAUUCAGAGAACAACUUGCUCGUAACUAUGCAUUCUUAGGUGAGGAAGGUAUGGAAAAACUCAAAGAACAAUACAUUGUUGUAGUGGGAGCUGGUGGCGUAGGUUCGUGGGUUGUUACAAUGCUAGUACGCUCAGGAUGUUUCCAUAUACGAGUGAUUGACUUUGAUCAAGUAUCACUGAGCUCUCUAAAUAGGCAUAGCUGUGCCAAUUUGAGUGAUGUUGGGACACCAAAAGUGAAUUGCCUGAAAGAGCAUCUACUGAAAAUUGCACCAUGGUGUGAAAUUGAAGCUAUAAAUGAAUUGUGGACUAUUGAAAAUGCUGAAAGACUUAUUUAUGGCGGAGGGAAGCCAACAAUGGUUGUUGAUUGUAUUGAUAACUUGAAUACGAAAGUUGAUUUAUUGAAAUAUGUUUAUGAUCAAAAACUGCAGGUUAUAUCAUCUAUGGGUGCUUCCACAAAAAGCGACCCAACCCGUAUAAAUAUUGGAGAUAUCACAGCGACCGAAGAAGACCCAUUGGCACGUUCUGUGAGAAGGCGCUUAAAGCUUAAGGGUGUACACACGGGUAUACCAGUAGCUUUCAGUGCCGAAAAGCCCGAUCCACGUAAGGCAAAACUAUUGCCUUUGCCCGAUGAAGAGUAUGAAAAGGGUAAAGUAGGUGAGUUGAGUGCUUUAAAAGAUUUUCGUGUAAGAAUUCUUCCGGUUUUAGGCACAAUGCCCGGAAUAUUUGGCUUGACAAUUGCCACAUGGAUCCUGGCAAAAGUAUCUGGUUAUCCAAUGGAUCCAAUCGAGGGAAAGAACAGAAUGAAGCUCUAUGAUGGAUUAUUUCAGACUUUGGCUGGACAAAUGACACGGAUUGGAAUAAAAGAUCAACGUGUUCCGGUAGCCUUAUCAGACGUAAGUUAUGUUUUGGAAGAAAUUUUUAGAGGUAAAUCUCCAAUUAGUGGGUAUUCGACCAAGCUUACUUUAUCCAAGUGGGACCCCUCAAAACCUGUUUCAUUGCAAAACGUUGUAAUUUUGACCAAAGAGGAAAGACAGAAACAUGAGGACCGCGUACUAAAUGGGGGCGAAAAGCUGGAGGACGUAUAUCCCAAACACAUUUUGGAUAGGAUUGACGCAAAAUUUCAAGAGGAAAGAUACUACUCGCAAUUUAGGUAA